UCUCAUAGAAUACCCUCGCCCUCUCUCUCCCCCAAAGCAAGAACAGUACAGUGCAUCAAUGGCUAAGAGAGAUAACACUCAAAUUGAGCUUGAAAGUAAGACGCUAUUUUCAGAAUUGGAUCAUUUCAUUGCCAAAUCACAAGAAAAGAGUGAUCGCUGCUCCAAAGAAAUCAUUGCUGCCAAGUCCUUCAAGAUAGAAAUUGAAGCGUCAGUUAUCACAAGAAACAAUCUUGACAAAGAAGUAAGGGCCAAGAUUGAUAAAGCAAGGCAAUGGCUGAAUCAGAAGAUGGAUGAAUUCAAGACAAAAGAAGGUAGUUAUGAGGAUAUAGGGCUGAUUGCUGCAUCGCCGAUUUCAAGCAACUCCAAGCUGAAUUUCUUUCGGUGCUUGCCUUCUGAUCCGGAAGCAAUGGCUGCAGACCACCGUAAGUCUAGUCUUCAAGGAGGCACUGAGCAACUGAUGAGUACUGCUCUUGGCAUUUCGGAGGAUACAUUGCCUGGUUCUUGGAAUCCCUUACCUGAGGAAAUUGAGCGGGUCAAGGCUUCUGUACGUGAAGGCUUGGACAAGGCCAGGGAACGUUCAUUCGUUUAUAAAGAAGCCUUGUUCGAUUUGGAUAAGUUUUUCUCAAAAAGUUCACCAUCAAAGACAACUGAUAUGGUUGACGAAGAUUACACUCAAAUUGAUCCAGAAAUCCAGAAUCUAGUUAAGAAACUAGAUGAGUGCAUUGCAAAGAUUGAUCAAAAGAGGCAGGUUUUAGAAAAUGCAAUUGAUUCAGAAAUCGAAGCACUCAAGAAAGAUCAAUAUGAAACCAGGGAACUAAGGUUGAAUCUUCUUCACGAAUCUGGUGCUACGAGCAGCAACAUUGAAGCUGGAAACCGGAAGGUUGCUAAUGUGAAGCAAUGGCUGAAUCAGAAGGCACUGAUCAGUGGUGACACUAGUGGAGAUCAUGAUCAGGGCAAUAAUUACUCUGUGCUUAUUGUUCAUGAUGAUCGUAAUGCUCGAGACACCAUUUGGAGAUACGUGAUGGUAGUUGGGACAGAAAAGCAGUUUACAUUGGAAUUUCAAGAGGCGAAGAAUGGGAAAGAAGCUGUUUAUCUUCAUCUUGCUGGGGCUUCUUUUGAUCUCAUUAUUAUGGACGAUCAAAUGCCCAUCAUGACUGGAAUUCAGGCAACACAGCUGCUACGCAAGAUGGGUGUUAAGAGUCAGAUUAUAGGUUUCGCUUCUGAGUCUGUCCAACAAGCUUUUAUCGAUGCUGGCGCCGACGAAUGCCUUAAAAUGCCACUGGAUACUGAAUAGAUCACUGCAUUCCCUAAUUCCAACAAGCAAAGAAGGGCUGAUGCAUCACAAGCUUGAGAGUAUCUGAGUCUCCUUGAUCUGUGUUCCUUUUUCUUUUUUUUU
Molecule: messenger RNA, 1396 nt
Organism: Populus euphratica (Euphrates poplar)
Lineage: Eukaryota; Viridiplantae; Streptophyta; Magnoliopsida; Malpighiales; Salicaceae
Exons: 4
Coding region: 59-1294 (411 amino acids)
Biological process (GO): phosphorelay signal transduction system
Source: RefSeq, a predicted model, not a curated record